Messenger RNA from Closterium sp. NIES-67, 2022 nucleotides. Lineage: Eukaryota; Viridiplantae; Streptophyta; Zygnematophyceae; Desmidiales; Closteriaceae. The record is from the annotation of a GenBank genome assembly.
GGCCGCAACAAUCCCUACCACCAGAUCCAUGUCCGCUCUCCUCUCACCUAGUCCCAGCAGGUAGGUGCUUUCCGGAAGGCGCUGGUCGCUGCGCGCCGAUGGCCGACGACCACCCCGCGCAAGCUGCUGCCGCGGUCGCGUGCGGACGGGACGGACGCGGCGGGGAUAGCGGAGGGCGGGGAAGGGGCGAGCACGCGGCGCGCGGGGGGCGAAGGGGAGGAGGGAGGAUAGCGAGGGGGAGAGGCAAGGGAAGGGGCGGAGGCGAGGCGUGGCGAGGGACGAACGGUGCGACGGACGAGGAGAGCGUGGCGGCGUGGGCGUGCGCGCGGCUGGGCGAGCCGAAGCGGGCGCUGAUGAGGCGAGCGGUGCACGCAGUGGGGGGCGACGCCGUUGCGCAGAUGCUGGUGGAGGUGGACGCGGUGCAGCGCUGUGGAGGGCAGCUCACGGCGGAUGGCAAGAGGCGCCGCACUCCGGGCGGCGUGUUCUGGAACGUUUUGAGGGCGAGAGUCAGUGCUGACGUGUACAUCGAAAUCAUGGCGCAGGAGAGAGACGUGCAGAAGCGGCGGGACAGAGGGCAGGCGCGCAAGAAGAGGAGGAAGCAGCAGCAGCAGCAGGGGAAGGGCGUGAGUGGGUCCGGAUGUCUUGCCUCCUGUAGUGCUGCCAGUGCCAAUAAGGAAGGCAGUGCGUUGGACGAGCCGUGGUGUGAUGCCAGCCAUGGCAGUGAUGGCAGCGAUGGCAUGAGCCUCUCGGUGGACGGCUUGAGUGAUGCUGACCAUGAUGCUCUUGAUGAUGCUCAUGCUGCCACUGAUGCUGCUGAUGUGGCGCAGGAUGCGUGGACUGGGCGGCAUGCAAGAAAUGGCAUGUCUGCCCAUGUGGAUGGCAGGCUGCAGGUGGGGCACGGCGUGAGGGUGCGUGGAGGGGACAUGGUGGAUGGCAUGGCGGCGGUCAGAUCGGGGCAGGGGGUGGGCAGAGAGACGGGAAGGGGGGUGGGCAGAGGGAGCAGAAGAGGUGGAGGCGAUGGAAGGGGAGGAGGAGAGGCAGGAGGGGGUGGGGAUGCGGAGGAGAGCGGUGAAGAAGGGGAGAUGGACGGAGGACAGUGCGGCAGAGGCGAGGCAGGAGUAGGUGGUGUGGGCGAGGGGGCGAGUGGCAGUGGGGGGAGGCGGGGUGAGGGCAAGGGGACGGGCGGGCAUGUGGAUGUGGAGGAGAGGGUGCGGCUGGACGUGGCAGUGGCGUCGGGCGCUGUGAAGCAGGUGCACCACGCAUGGCGCUGCGCUGUCAUGGCAGGCGGGGGCGCAGGGGGAGAGGACGGGUGGGGGGAGGGGGAGCAGGGAGAGGAGGGCGAGUGGCGAGCAGGCGAUGCGGCAGUGGGGCUGGGCGCGCCUGCUGGAGCCGCUGCUCUGGCGGUGGGUGGUGAGGGGGAGGGUGUGCGUGGCGGUGAGGAGAGGAAGGGUGGGGAUGGCAUGGAGGUGGAUGGUGAGUGUGAGGAGCAGCAGCAGGGGGGCGGGGGAGAGGUGCUGGCAGUGGAACGGCAUGGUACACAUGCUGCUGCCAGCAGCAUUGCGGGUGAGGGGGCCGCAGUUUCGACCCCUCUGCCAUGCGAUGCCUCUGAGAGCACUGCAGAUAGACAUGGCAGUGCGGGAGGUGAGUUCGAGGCAGCAGCAGCUGUGGAAGCAGUGCACAGGGCAGGGGAGGGCGGGCAGAGGGUGCCUGUGAAGCAGCGCCUGCGCAUGCCAGUCACAUAUGAUGACGUGCCUCUUGUGGCUGAGGGAGCAGUAGAAGCUGCCACGGUUUGAAGGAUGGCUGGUUGGUUCCAUGGAAGCUUCGUGUAGUAGAGUCGGUUGGUACGCUGCUGAAACUGGCAGAAUCGUCUCCAAGCAGUGUAAAACCUUGAACUGUUCGAUUUCAACAUCCAUCGAAAGAAGCAAUUAUGGUGGCUUUUGUGUAGUAUAAAUAUGUUACUGGAUCAGCUCUCAACUAGAGCUGAAACAUAGAAUGGACCACCAAUGAAGUGAUAUCAUGAUA